Messenger RNA from Linum trigynum, 4498 nucleotides. The record is from the annotation of a GenBank genome assembly. NCBI's taxonomy places the organism in Eukaryota, Viridiplantae, Streptophyta, Magnoliopsida, Malpighiales, Linaceae.
AUAAAAACCAAAAAUAAUAAGCAUUCACCGAACCAAAUUAAAAAACGGUUGUCCAUCAUCCUGAGAAAAAAAAAAACAUAACUGUUGUCCAUCAUCUUGGAAACUAAAACGCAAAAUCAGGUUGUUCUUGGGCUCGUUGACUGGGUUUCCUUGUGCUCUUCUCUUUCCUUUUUCCUCUUUUCAUGGGUUUUCUUGUACUCUUCCACUGCAGCUUCAACUUGAGGUGCAACUCUUCUUGCUUCCGUGAGCACCAUAUGCCUUAUGUAGUUCAUGGGCUCUCGAACAAGGUACAAAGCGAUCUGCAUCCUCCUCACUUGAGUGCAUGGCUAUCAACAUCAACAAACAUGGUGCUUACCGCAUGAUUCAAAAAUAACAAUCAAUUGUGGUUUUCUAAUAUGCGAAUUAGAAUUGUCUUUACCCAAAUAUAAGAGGAGUCCCAGCUUGCGCCAAACAUCCACAUGCAUACCCAGACUCCACUGUCAGACCUACAUAAAAUAAAAGCAUUGCGUGAUAAGAACCAAGUUGAUAAGUCGUCGUUUAAUAUCACAAAAAAAUGGGCAUACUUACCGAUUAAGUUGUUCUUGAUCCUUUGAAGGAGUUGGGUACGCAAACUCCGCAAUCCUUGGUGGCGACAAUCCUUGUUCACGAUAGAGAAUCUUCCACAAGGCUUGCAUAAAGCUCAUCUGUAUAAAUUAAGAAACGUUUGUACUUAGAAAGAGUUAUUUACAUUUUUUUGCGUUAUAACGGCACAAUGUCACAAAUUUACCAUUGUUUGAACAGAUUGUAGUCGAAAGGAAUUGCGGUCUUCAUUUGGUUGUGGAUCCAAGAUAUGGACUUCUUCCUUGUCCAACUUAAUGACAGCCAAGUAUCAAUGGGCAUUAUCUCUCAUCAGAACACACACCUACAUAUGCGGAAAUUGUCAACACGUAUUAAAAAAAUAAACUGCAAACCAUGUAAUACUUAUUAAGACGAACAGUUUACCUUGUUCACCAUACUGGUUCGACUAAGGAAUUUUGAUUGGUAUAGGUCUAAUGCCAUCUUGGGUGUUAUUCCACAUGAAAUCACUAGUUCCUGCCCAUGUGGUAGUUGCACAAUUGAAAUUUUGUCAACACAAUAUGAUUCACGUUAAAAACACAUGUGUUGUAAUUUUUUUGGUGCGAGGAAAUUGUCAUUAAGUAUAAUCGGACCACAACCUGUAGUUCAGCAGGCAGAUAGCACACUCCUUUUCCGUCCUUGGAAUUUGUCCACAACUCUUCUAGAGUCAAGUGGCAGGCCAUCGCUGUUAUAACCUAAUAUAACAUGGACAAAAAACACUUCAUGAUACUAUCGAGUUGUUAUAAAAUAAUUCUACGUAGAAAGCAUUGAUAGUGGACAAACAAAACAAAAAUUUGGAGUUCCGUUGAUUACUUCAGCAUCUACGAAUGAGCGAGGGCUUAAGGACCACAAUGACUUCCUCGUACAAGAGUUGUUAGAGAUUUUGACCAAUACUUCGUCAGGUGGCAGAUGGGCUAAAAAUAUAUAGUGAGCAAGCUGGAUUUGCUCAUCAUCGUAUUCCAUAGCGGUAGGUAGCUUAAACUUCAAAACAACCUGGAAUAGGGGCCACAAAUAAACACGAGUGGAAAUGCAUUCGUUAUGACGGAAUAACGGCAAAGAACACUUCAAUGGCAAACAUGAUACCUUUAUUACCUUGUCAACAGAAGGUAGACAAAUACUUUUUCCAUUUGGCUUCUUUGGUGUGACCUCGGAGUCAGAUUCAUUGUCCGAAAUAAAAACGAUGACUGAAGCAGGAGUGGGUGGAGUGCUUACACAUUUGGGUAUCCUUGGUUUCUUUGUUGGAGUCACAAAUUCGGCUGUCUCCUACAAUGACAGUGAACCUGCGAUUAAUAAAUUAACUAGAAUGAAUUUCAAUGGUAAAAAGAGUUAUUAUACAUACCACAAGCUUGGACGAAGAGCGAGUAAUUCUCUUAUUUUCCAUGUUGUGCCUCUAAUCUAAGCUUUACUCUGUACUCAAAAUCGCGGCAAAGAAGGAUAUGGAACCACUGCUCUACCGAUGAAGGUUAAUUAUAUAUACAAGGUUAGGAUAAAUUGUGGCGCCAUAUUUUUCCCGCGGAAAAAUAGUUAGGGUUUAGUCUAAGGUACAUUAACUUGGGAUAAACAUGGGUAGUCAUUAAACCUAAAAUUAAAAAUAUACCUUUUUCGAUCGAAUAAAGAAUUGAGUGCUUUUAGUAAAUAUUCGCUCAUAUUAAUAUUUGAUCCUUCCCCAUACACGUAGUAGUACACAGCUAGAGUCAGAUGGCGUUUGGCUUUACUAAGAAAGUUUUUUCAUUUUAAAUAUUUUCGUUAUUUGUGAAAAUGGUAAAGAAAUCACUAAGAUAAAGAACAGAAAGUUCAACUCGUUCCUACCAAAAAUAUAAGAUAUCACAAAUCGUGUUAUUAAUGGGGAUAAUUAUUAAGUGGCCCAUUGAAGCAUUAAUUCGGCUGUCAUUCCCAGUAGGGUCUUGUAAUCUACGUCCUUGGUUCCCCAAAAUUUCCAGCAGUGACAAUGACGUCGGCGGCAGACUCACCAGUGACAAUGACGUCGGAGGAAGUCCUAGCAUUGACGUCGGAGGAAGUCCAAGAAAACGCUGGUGCCGGAGCCAGUGACACCACCCAGGAUGAUAAUGUCGCCGAUCUCAUAUUUCUACAGCCUGAAGAUAUUAAAAAAAUGAAGUUCGAUGAUACAGAAGAAGCCUAUGAUUUCUACAUGGACGACGGGUUAGUCAAAGGCUUCGACAUCAGAAAAUCAGACAUUGGUCGUGAUAAGAACAAAGUUAUGAUAUGGCGUGACUAUGUAUGCUCUGGCGAGGGAAAGAGGCGCGUGAAGAGCACAGAACGAAAGAGAGAAGCAAGAGGGGAGACCAUAUUUAACUGCAGAGCCAAGAUGCGUGUUAAACAAGACAAUGUCGAUGGGAAGUGGUAUGUGCACCAGUUUGAUGAUGUACACACACAUGAAACGAUCCCCAGAGAAUAUAGACACUACAUGAAAGGGAAACGUCGUAUGAGUGAUGCAGUCAAAGCAGCGAUAAAUUUUAGAAGAGCUGCAGGUAUGAAAACUUCUCAAAUUGUGAAUCUGGCCGUAUCAGAAGCAGGAGGCUACGACAAUUUGGGGUACACGAGGAAAGAUGCAUAUAAUUAUGUGGACAAAGAGAGGAAAGAACAAAUCAGUGAAGGUGAUGCCGCAACAGCCCUAGCCUACCUGCAAGCUAAAUGCAGCGCGGACGAGCAUUUCGUUAUUGAACUAAAGAAGGAUGACGACGACCGGCUUAUUAACAUUUUCUGGGCUGAUAGUAUUUAUGUUGCUGAUUAUGCAUGCUUUGGAUAAUUACUGUCAUUCGAUGCUACUUACAAAAGGAAUAUUUACCAGAUGCCUCUCGUGAUUUUUUCAGGUACUUUUCCUUCACACAUAGAAUUAUCCCGAGCAUGCUAAAAUAACCCUAGAAGUUUGCAUAAUCUAACUUUGUUUGAACUUUUUUAGGUGUCAACCACCAUUCGCAAACUUGCGUAUUUGCAUGUGCUUUCUUGGCUAACGAGAGAGAGGACAAUUAUAUUUGGGUGUUGGGAGCUUUGAAGAGAAGGCUAGGCGGUGUAGAUCCCAAGACUGUUAUUACAGAUGGGGAUAGAGCAAUGCGUAAUGCUAUUCAGAAAGUAUUUCCCGAUGCAACACAUCGUCUAUGUUCCUAGCAUAUAGACAAGACUAUAACCAGAAAUGUGAAGAAUCAUCCUACUUUUUUGCCCCGAUGGAAGCAUUUUGUGUCAGCUGACUGGGAACCUUCAGAAUUCGAAGAAAAGUGGAAAACAGUGGUUGAGGAAUGCUCCCUUCAGCACAACAAUUGGGUCUCCAAUUUAUUUGACCAAAGACAUGAAUGGGGGUAUGCAUAUUUGCGUUCGAAGUUCUUCGCAGGCUUGAGUACAACAUCAAGAUGUGAAGGACUGAACUCUCAACUUGCCAAUUAUAUCGAGAAGGAUAAAAAUCUCCUUGAGUUCUUUAUUCACUUUGAUCGUUGGACUAGGGAUAUGAGGGAGAAUGAGCGUCAUGCUGAUUUUGAAUCCAUUCAUCGAGAACGAACCAUCACAAGCAAUGUCUUAGUCUCACUUCAGAAGAGUGGAGCGGCGGUUUUCACAAAGACCGCAUUCUUCUUAUUCACAGACGAGGUUGAAAAGUCGGCAUAUUGCAUAAGGUUGGAGACAGAGCGAUCGGAAAUUGAGCGUGUGUACAAGGUUAAGGUGUCUGGCAUGGAUAAGGUUUUUCAAGUCACGUACGCAGUUGAACCCUUUGCAAUGGAGUGUAGUUGUAAUCACUACAAUUAUAUGGGAAUACCAUGCCGUCAUAUGAUUUUUGUACUGAAAGAAGAGAGCAUACUGGAACUUCCUGAAGGCCUAGUACGUCGAAGAUGGUCAAAGAAGCCGAAGACACUAGAGAGCUUGGAGGAAGCAGACAUAAUAGAUGAAUCUCAACUUU